Molecule: messenger RNA, 1620 nt
Organism: Williopsis jadinii
Lineage: Eukaryota; Fungi; Ascomycota; Saccharomycetes; Phaffomycetales; Wickerhamomycetaceae
Product: Orfs10c
Exons: 2
Coding region: 8-1399 (463 amino acids)
Cellular component (GO): membrane
Molecular function (GO): ABC-type transporter activity
Source: RefSeq, a predicted model, not a curated record
CAUCUUGAUGCAAGAGUUUGAUAGACUUCUCUUCCUUGCAAGUGGUGGUCGUCCUGUCUACUUUGGUGAUUUAGGUGAUCACUGUCAGACAUUGAUCGACUACUUCGAAAACCAUGGUUCGCCAAAAUGUCCUCCAGAUGCAAAUCCAGCAGAAUGGAUGCUUCAUGUCAUUGGUGCUGCUCCUGGUUCUCAUGCUAACCAAGACUACCAUCAGGUUUGGUUAGAAUCGGACGAACGUAAGGAAGUGUUGAAAGAACUUGAAUAUAUGGAGAAGGAGCUUGUGAAGUUGCCUUAUGACCCUACUGCUGAACAGGAAGAGUUUGCUACAUCUAUUCCUUACCAGUUUGUUACAGUUGUAAAGAGAACAUUUCAGAUGUACUGGAGAACACCAUCUUAUACUUGGGCAAAGCUUUUCCUAGCAUCUUCAUCUCCAUUAUUUAUUGGAUUUGUGUUUUUCAACGCAGAUCUUUCUCUUCAAGGUUUGCAGAACCAAAUGUUUGCUUUAUUCAUGAUUCUCAUGAUUUUCAAUCCAACAAUUCAGCAACAACUACCAAUGUUUGUUCGUCAAAGAGACCUUUAUGAAGUUAGGGAACGGCCUUCAAAGACUUUUUCAUGGACGGCAUUUAUGGCUGCCCAAAUUGCAGCAGAGAUUCCAUGGAGCUUCGUUCUAGGUACAAUUUCAUAUUUUGCUUUCUACUACCCCGCAGGGUUUUAUCAUAAUGCUGAACCAACUAACCAAGUUAACCAAAGAGGUGCAUAUGCCUGGCUCUAUAUGUGUUUGCUCUUUAUCUUUACCAGUACAUUUGGUAAUAUGUGUAUUGCACCAUUGGAACUUGCAGAUUCUGCUGGUAAUGUCGUAUCUCUUUCUUUCACAUUGUGCUUGACAUUCUGCGGUGUUCUUGUUGGACCUGAUCAAUUACCUGGCUUCUGGAUCUUCAUGUAUCGAGUUUCACCAUUGACGUAUUUUAUUGAUGGAUUUUUGUCCAAUGCAUUGGGGAAUGCCAAAGUGACAUGUUCACAAGAUGAGCUGAGGGUCUUAAAUCCCCCAGAAAGUAAUAUGACAUGUUCAGAAUAUCUUGGUGAAUACCUUGAAUCCGCAGGGACGGGUUACUUGACAGAUGGUUCUUCUACUUCUGACUGUGAGAUGUGUCCGAUGUCCACUACAAACGACUUCUUGAGUACCAUUAAUUGUUCGUACAGCCGCAAAUGGAGAAACCUUGGUAUCUUCUGUGCUUAUAUCGUUAUCAACGUUGUCGGUGCGGUUCUGUUUUAUUGGUUAGCAAGAGUUCCAAAGAAGAAAAAUAGGGUGAAAGAGAAAAGCCCAUUUGCAAGUUCAUCUAGUGCUGAUAGUGAAAACAAAGAUGUUGAUAGUAACCUUGAAAAGGUCACCACGCAGUGAACGAAGACCAUAUUUACUGGCAUAUGAUAGAUGUGUGUGCUUUCCUUGUAGUGCUGUUAAUAUGCGCGUAGUACUCUUGUAGCAUGUUUAAUCUCGCCUCAGAAAGACGAUAUUGUAAGUUAUAUUAGCUUCAAGUACAUUACUCAUUUAGAAGUGCAACUCAGCUGGAAAGUCAAUAUCGGGUAUGUACGAUGAUUGAAUAUCUGACAAUAGACAAUUGC